Messenger RNA from Malania oleifera, 3737 nucleotides. Its product is annotated as receptor-like kinase TMK3. Gene Ontology annotation, biological process: protein phosphorylation. The record is from RefSeq and is a predicted model, not a curated record. Bases 645 to 3536 code for a protein of 963 amino acids. The transcript has 2 exons. Gene Ontology annotation, molecular function: protein kinase activity; protein binding; ATP binding. NCBI's taxonomy places the organism in Eukaryota, Viridiplantae, Streptophyta, Magnoliopsida, Santalales, Ximeniaceae.
UCCAAAACAAAAAAGAAAAAACUCCAUAAUUGAAAUUAGAGCCAUGUUGUUUUAAUGUGAUUAUAUUGGUUGUGGACUUGCCUCUUAAAACAGAAGCAGAGACAAAGAGGAAGAGCUACGUAGGCUGUGUAUUUGUUGCAAAAACUUGUACAUUGUGCUACAAAUGUUAUACACAAACUUUUCCAUGGAAAUUAUGUUAAUAGAUUAAUGGCGGGGAGAUAGCGAACCCAACAGAGCUAUCUGGAAGAUGAAAGAAGUAUAAGUUGCAGUGAUGGAAAAAUGGUAUGAACCACACACGGACUCUUCUCUGAAACCAUUUUAUCUGAACUGCCAUUCUUCUAUCUCUGUACGUUUAAACGUUUCUCACCAAAGAUCCGCCACUUGCGGUCAAUUCCAGGUCCUGAAGCUUGAAGAUUAUACAUAUAAUUUUCUGUCUCUCAUCCACAUGCCAGUAUCAUUACAGUGAACAACUCUGCAUUGUUUUUUCUCUACUCUCAUCACUUCCCCAGUGGUUCUUGUGAUCUGAAUCUCAUGUUUCUACACUAUUAUGUGGAAAAAUUGAAAUGGGUGUUUCAGGAAGUAGCCAUUAGUGGCCAAAUAAAGCCUCUUUCGUAGUAUCUGGGUCUCAAUGGCUUUGAUGUAGUAUGGCGGAGUUGGAGAGAUCUGUCAUGGGAGCUGUUCGAACAAAGCUUGUUCUCGUACUGUUUACGCAUAUUAUUACGGUGGUUUUCUGUGAAACGGACCCUAAUGACCUUGAGAUUUUGAACGAGUUCAGAAAUGGAUUAGAGAAUCCGGAGAUCUUGGAAUGGCCUGAGGGCGAUGACCCAUGUGGUCCUCCAGCUUGGAAGCAUAUCGUCUGUAAUGGGAAGAAGGUUUCUCAGAUUCAGGUUCAGCGUUUGGGCUUGAAGGGUCCUUUGCCGAAGAACUUAAACAAGCUGUCGAUGCUCGAAAGUUUGGGGUUUCAGAGGAAUCAAUUCAGCGGGACGCUACCGUCUUUGAGCGGGUUAUCGGAAUUACGGUACGCCUAUUUGGAUUUCAAUCAAUUCGAUACUAUACCAUCCGAUUUCUUCACUGGGCUCGUCAAUUUACAGGUUUUGGCUCUGGAUUACAACAAUUUGAAUGCAAGUACUGGAUGGUCACUCCCUAUUGAGUUCAGAGAUUCACUCCAGUUAAGAAAUCUGUCUUUGAUGAACUGUAGUUUGGUGGGUCCUUUGCCGGACUUUUUAGGGAAAAUGUCGUCCCUUUCAGUCUUGAAACUGCCUUUGAAUAGGCUUUCCGGGGAAAUACCGGCGAGUUUCCGCGACUCUGUUCUGCAGAUUCUCUGGUUGAAUGACCAGAGUAGCCAUGGUAUGAGCGGCCCAAUUGAUGUGGUUGCAUCAAUGGUGUCCCUUACAAGUCUUUGGCUUCACGGGAACAGUUUCAGUGGGACGAUUCCAGUAAAUAUUGGAGCUUUAACUUCUUUAAAGGAUCUCAAUCUCAAUGGCAACCAAUUGGUUGGCUUAAUUCCUGAUAGCUUGGCAAAUAUGAAAUUGGACAGUUUAGAUUUGAACAAUAACCACUUAAUGGGUCCAAUCCCAAGGUUCAAAGCUGCUAACUUCUCUUGUAAAUCAAAUUCAUUUUGUCAGUCCAUGCCGGGGAUUCCUUGUUCACCGGAUGUCAUGGCACUCUUAGACUUCCUUCGCCUGUUGAACUACCCAUCAAGGCUUGUUUCUUUGUGGUCUGGUAAUGAGCCGUGCCAAGGGCCAUGGUUGGGAUUGGAUUGCAAUCCCAAUCAAAAUGUCUCCAGUAUUACUUUAGCUAAGUUUGCGCUUAGCGGCACCUUGAGUCCUGCAAUAGCAGACUUGAGUUCUUUGGUCGGAGUUAGACUUGGGAAUAAUAACAUAACAGGUCCGAUUCCUGCGAACUGGACUAGGUUGAAAUCUUUGACAUUGUUGGAUUUGAGUCAGAAUGACAUUUCCCCUCCAUUGCCAGAAUUUAGUAGCACUGUGAAACUUGUCAUGGAUGGGAAUCCGCUGCUUAAGGAUAACCGGUCUGAGACAUCCCCUUCACCACCGAAAAGCCCGUCAUCUGGGGCUUCACAAUCCCCAUCCAGAAACCCAUCUUCCCCCACAACAGGCUCUGGGUCUAGCCAAAAUAAUUCCUUGAAUGGACAAAUUGAACCAAAAGGUUCCAAAAGCCAUUUAGUUGUAAUUGUAGCCCCCCUAGCAAGUGUUGCUGCCAUUAUGUUUCUGGCUGUUCCUUUAUCUAUCUAUUACUGUAAAAAAAGGAAAGACACCCAUCAGACUCCAACUUCUCUUGUGAUUCACCCAAGGGAUCCAUCCGAUUCAGAAAAUACUGUCAAGAUAGCAGUCGCAAAUGACAAUGGAAAUGUUUCUUCGCUAAUAGGAAGUAGUUCUUGGAGCAGAAACAGUAGUGGUAUGGGUGAGUCCCAUGUCAUUGAGGCUGGAAAUUUGAUCAUAUCAGUACAAGUUCUUCGGAACGUGACAAGAAAUUUUUCCCCCGAAAAUGAACUUGGUCGUGGUGGCUUUGGAGUAGUUUAUAAGGGAGAACUGGAUGAUGGUACAAAAAUAGCAGUGAAGAGAAUGGAAGCUGGGGUCAUUAGCAACAAAGCCUUGGAUGAGUUUCAAGCUGAAAUUGCUGUUCUUUCAAAAGUGCGGCACCGUCAUUUAGUAUCUCUUUUGGGAUAUUCCAUUGAAGGGUAUGAGAGAAUUUUGGUUUAUGAAUAUAUGCCCAAAGGGGCUCUCAGCAAACAUCUUUUCCAUUGGAAGAGCUUGAAGUUGGAGCCCCUUUCCUGGAAGAGAAGGCUAAAUAUUGCCUUGGACGUGGCUAGAGGGAUGGAGUAUCUUCAUAGUAUGGCUCAUCAGAGCUUUAUACACAGAGACCUUAAGCCUUCAAACAUCUUGCUUGGUGAUGAUUAUAGAGCGAAAGUUUCGGACUUCGGACUGGUGAAACUUGCUCCAGAUGGGGAAAAAUCUGUGAUGACCAGGCUUGCUGGAACUUUUGGGUAUUUAGCACCAGAGUAUGCUGUGACGGGAAAAAUCACAACCAAAGCUGAUGUCUUCAGCUUUGGUGUUGUCUUAAUGGAGCUAUUGACUGGAUUGAUGGCACUUGAUGAGGACAGGCCUGAGGAAAGCCAAUACUUAGCCGCAUGGUUUUGGAACAUAAAAUCAAGCAAGGAAAAAUUAAGGGCUGCUAUUGACUCAGUCCUUGAUGUAAAAGAAGAAACUUUGGAGAGCAUUUCCAUCAUUGCUGAACUAGCUGGACACUGCACUGCAAGAGAGCCCAGCCAACGGCCUGAUAUGGGCCAUGCUGUGAAUGUACUGGCCCCUCUUGUUGAAAAAUGGAAACCAUUGCAUGAUGACCCUGAGGAGUAUUCUGGCAUUGAUUACAGCCUUCCUCUUAACCAGAUGGUGAAGGGAUGGCAGGAAGCAGAAGGAAAAGACUUAAGUUAUUUGGACCUGGAGGACAGCAAAAGUAGUAUUCCGGCUAGACCUACUGGAUUUGCCGAGUCCUUCACUUCUGCAGAUGGUCGAUGAAGACAUACUUCACUGCUUUUCAUUUCAAAUUCCACUCAUUUGGUAGGUUAAAACUUGUAUAUACAUAGUAUGUUGUGUAUCUAAUGUUGUUUGAUAAUAUACUGUCUAUAUGAUCUAAUGCUGUUGUUGGUUAUGUUCAUGGAUGUAGUUGGAAAAUUCAGAUAUUUAAAUAGAUAUCAUGUGCAGAGGUUUGAAUUCUAA